AUGGGCGAUGGAGCGAAUGUGUUCAACACGUUCAGCUUCAAUAAAUGGGCCGACGGGAAACGCGAAGAAGAGAUCGACAAGGAAAGCCGAAGACGUCGGGCUGAACAGGUGUGUUCCACACCGAUUUGCCAAGCAACCUUGCACAGAUCAAACGUCUCAAAGAACGUCUGAGGAAAGAGAGAGCUCUUCGAGAAAGUGCCGGCGACGGAGAUCUUGACCUAGAAGCUCUCAUCGAAGCUCUCCAGCGUGGAGAAGUCAUCAACCCAGGUUAGUUUUUCUCGGAGAGUCGAAACCGUAAAAACUGAGAGACAACGUCCCUGAGCCGGCAGUCCAAAGGCCGAUGACGAGACCCACGAAGACGGACGACGUAGCUCCAAAAAGCGAAGAACUGAGCGACGAGUACAUUUUCAACGAGAUCAACCUUUACGCCUCGACGCACCCCCAUGGCAACGCGGUCCCCAUCUCUAAAACCGGUAACGAAAAUUAUUUCCAAAAUUUUAGGCUUCUUCAGUCUGUUUAUCACAAAAUUACGGGAAAUUAUCUCAUUGCGUAUCAACUGCAUUAUUCUCUGCAGACCAAAGGUGCAAUAAAGUGGGAAAUGAAUUUCCGCCGUUUUCCUGAAACUAAAAAAUGACCAGAACUAGUCUUUUUUCAAACUGAAAUCGUUUCUUCGUUUUGCGAAUCUUCUUAUAAGCUUUUUCCAGCAGAUAAAGUCGAAAUAAAUGAUAUCCUAGCAGGUUUCAGGCCUUUUCUAUUUUGAAAAUGGCGGAAAAUCGUUUUCCACUUUAUUGCAUGCAUACGCCCUCAAAUAAAUUCAAAACGAAAUUUUGAAUCGAGAAUUCAAAAAAGCUUUAAAUUCGAGCUUUUAUUUUUGAUUCUUCAUUGAACCACUUCAGAUACGCGACAUUGGCAAUACAACCGAAGGAAUCACGAUGAAGACGCUUCGCGAAAGGCGAUUCAGCAGUUGCCGAGCUCCCACAGCUUCAAAUACAAUCGAAUCCUAACCAAAAACUAGACUUAGUCUUUUUUCCGAAAAUUUCCAUGUGAAUGAAAACUUUUUUGAAAACUUUUCGUUCACGAGCUGUGAAAAAUACAGAAAGAGAUGUUCGAUAGGAUGGACGAGGUGUCAAUUGGCCGAAGUGGCGUGUUUAUAGACCAAAAGGACUGCUUAUUAACGGCGUCCUGCUGAUUUUUCUGUAAACUGUUCUUCCUCAACUAACAGGCUCCUUCUCAGUUUUUCUCUUUUUUUUCGAAUAUAAGCAGUUUACAGUGCGGAUUUUCAAAGACACACAUCGAAAAUUUAUCACUUUGAACUUUUGAAAAACAUUUUGAAAAUCAAACACAAACUUCUGGUUGCAGAGUCAUGAGAUAUUUGAACUGGCUCGCAGUCGUGGUUUUAUCGAGUCUUCGAGGUUUGGAGACAUCGAACGAAACGGUGAAGACACGUCUCAAUUUCGAGUUUUUCAAGUUUUUCAGCAAGAGUGGACAUCAUGUUGUGAGUAGACGUUCUAUGUUUUGAAAUAAAUAAUGAAAGAAUUCAGGUGGACCAGGAGAUCCCCAAAAUUACUAUUCCAAACAUCUCAUUCCCCAUAACGACGCCUCUGGGAGCAGGAUCUGUCUCCACGGACGAGCUCAAAAUCGACAAGUUUUCGACUCCGCAGUGAGUCAUUCUCCGACAAAUAAGUCGUUGAUUUCGAAAAUACCAAUUCCGUGAGAGUCCUGAAUAGCAAUAGAGUCUAGGAAUAUUGUAUGUCAAAAGGACUUUUUUUAAAGCUAUAUCGGCCAAUAAACGUUUGUAGGACCUGAAGAUAGGAUUUUUUGGCUGAUAAAAUCCGCAAUAGGCUAAUUGAAGGUCCAGAAAGUCUGAAACUGAUAUCUAGUUUUUGAGAGCGCAGUCUUGCCUGUAAAAAAAAACUUUGAGAGAAAGUAAAAGAUUUUUGGUAGAAUAACACUUUACCAAUAAUUUCUUUUGCUGUUUUAGUGGAAGAUGUGAUCGGCUAGGCGGUGAACGAGAAUUUUUGAAGCUACAACGAAGAAAAGCCAGAAAAAACGCAAACUAGAAGUUCAAACGAGUACUUGAUUAAGUUGAAAGCAUAGUCGUACGGUCUUUCGCGUCGGUCUUCUGCGUGUAGUUCAUUCCGUUGCGUCUUAACGAGCUCAGAAUGUAGCGGAUGUUGUGGCUAGGGCCCGGAUACCGUGGUUUAGAUGAAAGCCUCGAGAUGACAGCGUCCAUGAAAGAGUGAAGCUUUUGAACGAAAUGAAAACUGUGAAAGAGAAAAGAAAAAACAUUUCAGUAUCGAUUUCCUACUGACGUCGUCAGGCAUCUCGUGGGGGAGUCGGGGCGGCGGAGUCAAACUCCGAGGUUUGUGGGGUGCCGAGUUCACACAAGUCGUAACGGUAACAUUGUCUUUGAGUAAGAAACGUCACGAUUUCCCGUAGGUUCGUGACUCAGGCUGGGUGCAAGCCAUAGCGACAGACAUCCGACUGAACCUCUCGGCAAAGGUGUUCGCCUUGGAUGGCAAGCCUCAGAUCGACAUCGGCGAGUGCACUGUAGACAUCGUUCAUCUCGAUGUCCAGUGAGAUUCAUUUUUUUAUCGAUAUAAUCAAAAAAAAAAUCUAAAUCUCGUCAUAUUUCAUUUUGAAAACCUCAAAACGACCAACAACUGGGCGAAUGGUUAUUCGAAACUUUUAAAAUUAAAAGUUGAAGGAUUGGAGGCAGCGUUAUUUCUUGGCUGGUCAACCUUUUUCGAACUCCCUUCUCGGCUCUUCUCAAAACUGUCAUCCAUAAUCAGGUCAGUUUCUGAGAGCUCCUCUCAAAAUCUAUGCUUUACGGCGAAAGCUUCGUGUUUUACUCUCUUUUUAAAAAAGUUUCAAUGAGAGCUUCUUUGAAAUGUUGUCACUGAUAGGCUUGUGUUGCUGCGCAAGGGAUUCUCCUAGAAGAAAGCAACAAGUUUCUGCAUUCUCUCCCGUCGCACGUUGACUUGGGAAAACACUUCUACGCCGACUAUUACCUCGUCGCCAACCCUCGCUCAACAGAGUUUGAUCCUUCCCCAUUUGAUCAAAUGAACGUUUCUCGACUUAAGUGAGUUCGUCGAAGUUAUUCUUUCGGCUGACGUCGUUUACGGCAAUACGACCUGCAAGUCAUCAAGCAACGUCUCCUGGUCAGGUAAGCUCGGUCCUCAGAUCAACUGACAUUCCAUCUUCUUCUCAUGCAUUUAUGGGUCUCAGGCUCUGGACAAUUCUAGGGAGUCAACAAGGCUAAUUUUUUUUUUUUUUUUUUUUUCAACAUCUUCAUUUUCAAUCAAUCAUUCAUUUUGUUGUUUUAGUCAUAGAUGUAAUCAACUAGGAUGUGAAAAAGAACUUUUGAAGUAAUAACGAACAACCGUCUCUGACGAAAUAUAAAUCCGAACGCGUAGUUGAUCAAGUAUGAAUCUUGGUCUCCUUCGCCACCUCUUUCUGCCCUAUCUUCAUCCGUUGAAGAGCUUAUCGAGCUUGGUUAGAGCGGAUGUUGUGCCGGAGCCCGGAGAGACCGUGAUCUAGGUGGAAGUCUUGAAAUGAGAGCAGCCACUUGGAGCGAAGACUUUAUAGAAAAUUGAACAAAUUUAUUAAUGAUAUCGAUAAAAUAUUAUAAGAAAAAUUUUGACUUAAAUAACUGCAGAAGCUGGAGUUAAUCCCGGAAUGGUGACGAUGUGGAUCGCAGACGCGGUUCCCAACUGUUUUCUAGCUUCCAUCCACAGAGGUCAGCUCGUCCAGCUCCUUCUCACAAAAAAUUCUCCUAACUUCGCCGGAUAUCUUCGCACAUCUUGUGGACUCCUGUCGCUGUGUGUCGGACGAUUUUUCCCAGGCCUCAAACAAUUUCCGAACCAAUUCGUCGACGUCCUUUUCCAUACUUACAAGGUAUAAAGAACAAAAAUUGGAAGGUUUACCGUAACCGCAAAAAGAUAAAACACAGUAUUCUUAGCGAGAAAGCGCCCUAAAAGUGUUUGGUGAAUUCAGGAGCCCUUGCUGGUCUCUGACCCGAAGAAAGGUCUUCUUCUCAACAUGACUAUUGCUGUCGACCUCUACAUAAACCCAAUGAAAACGCAUCCCCAUGAUGUUUUGGCUAGAAUCGGUUCGGAAAGUUUUUUUUGUGCUUAUGAAAAUAGUGCAGGCCUGAACACAUCUACAAGCGUCUUUCCAAAGCUCCUGCCUGGAGGGAAGAUAGGCGGAGACCUAGGCUACUCCAACCUCGACCUCUACGGCGUCUUCUCCAGCAUCGGGGAGAUCUCUCCGAGGUAAUCACAAACUUCUUCUUUUUACGGUGAGUUUACAGAUUCCUGCGCGCCUUCGAUAGCCUUCUCCGCGAGACUUCUAAGGAGCUCGUGCGUACAAUCCUACGUCUUGGCUUUCCCAUUCCUUCUUUAGACAACGUCACUGUUGCAGGCAAGCCUUACUUCUGUUUGCGAAGGCAUUCUGAUUCAGAUACAACGAAAAUCGGCGUUUUGAAUGGGCAUAUUCGUCUAAAUAUCGACUUCGAAUAUAAAUAA
This is a messenger RNA of Caenorhabditis auriculariae, 4526 nucleotides long. Lineage: Eukaryota; Metazoa; Nematoda; Chromadorea; Rhabditida; Rhabditidae. The record is from the annotation of a GenBank genome assembly.